Gongylonema pulchrum is the source of this 234-nucleotide messenger RNA. Lineage: Eukaryota; Metazoa; Nematoda; Chromadorea; Rhabditida; Gongylonematidae. The record is from the annotation of a GenBank genome assembly.
AUGGUUAUCAUUCCGGGACUUUUCUCCGCCGUUGUGCACUUGCACCGGCACACCGAAGCACUAAGUUUCACAAAUGCUGCUGCAGUGCCAGCAUCUUCAUACUGUCGGACAACGGGCAAUACUUUCCAUCAUUGCCAUGCUGAAAAUGAUUACAUGUUGGAGCAAAGCAUGGUCACCGGUGCAAAAAAAGCAAAUGGCUAUUACGGAGAGUUCAGUGUAGCGAAGGAUGUUUGA